Messenger RNA from Condylura cristata (star-nosed mole), 1309 nucleotides. It is a transcript of the gene REM1, whose product is annotated as RAS (RAD and GEM)-like GTP-binding 1. The record is from RefSeq and is a predicted model, not a curated record. Bases 83 to 979 code for a protein of 298 amino acids. NCBI's taxonomy places the organism in Eukaryota, Metazoa, Chordata, Mammalia, Eulipotyphla, Talpidae. The transcript is spliced from 5 exons. Gene Ontology annotation, molecular function: calcium channel regulator activity; GTPase activity; GTP binding. Gene Ontology annotation, cellular component: plasma membrane. Gene Ontology annotation, biological process: negative regulation of high voltage-gated calcium channel activity.
CGCUGGCGGCGGAGGCCGGGCACCCAGGGCCGCUCCCCACGCGAGAAAGCAGGAAGGAAGGAGCAAAGCCCCCUUCCCAAGGAUGACACUAAACACCCAGCAAGAAGCAAAAAACUCCCUGCGUCGGCGAGCCAGCACCCCUCUGCCCCUGGCCCCUCGGGGUGGCCAGCCCGGCCUCUUGUGCACAGCACCUUCUGCCAAACCACAGCAUCCGCGGCUGGGCCAGUCAGCUUCCCUCAACCCUCCUGCCCGGCAGCCUUCGCCUGUGCCCAUCUGUUCGUCCUCUGAAUCCAGUGACUCUGAGGGCUCCUGGGAGGCCCUGUACCGCGUGGUGCUGCUUGGGGAUCCUGGUGUGGGGAAGACCAGCCUGGCCAGCCUCUUCGCAGGGAAGCAGGAGCGGGACCUCCAUGACCAGCUGGGAGAAGAUGUGUACGAGAGGACCCUCACCGUGGACGGAGAGGACACCACGCUGGUGGUCAUGGACACCUGGGAGGCUGAGAAAAUGGACGCGCGCGGGAGCCAGGAGUCGUGCCUGCAGGUGGGCAGCGCCUACAUCAUCGUGUAUUCCAUCGCAGACAGAGGCAGCUUUGAGAGCGCCUCUGAGCUCCGCAUUCAGCUGCGGCGCACACACCGGGCAGACCACGUGCCCAUCAUCCUGGUGGGCAACAAGGCAGACCUGGCCCGCUGCCGGGAAGUGUCUGUGGAAGAGGGUCGCGCCUGCGCAGUGGUGUUCGACUGCAAGUUCAUUGAGACUUCAGCCACCUUGCAGCACAACGUGGCGGAGCUCUUCGAGGGCGUGGUUCGCCAACUGCGCUUGCGCCGCCGGGACAGUGCGGCCCGGGAGCCACCAGGGUCGCGAAGGCGGUCAAGCCUGGGCCAGCGAGCUCGUCGGUUCCUGGCACGCCUGACAGCACGCGGCGCCCAGCGCCAGGCGCUCAAGGCGCGGUCCAAGUCCUGCCACAACCUCGCCGUGCUGUGAAGCCGCCCUCCAUCCAGCGGUGCAGACACUAGCGCACAUUAUGGGCUCCGCAGGUGCCACCUAGGUGCAAAGGCCCCGGUGUCCUGGAGUUCACUUGGCAGACCUUACCUGCCUGCUUCCCCGAGGGUCGCAGCAUCUCCAGAGCCCAUCUUUAGGGGACCCCGCCACAUGGGGAAGCUAUGGACAGGCAGGAGCGGAAGCCCCAAACUGGACAGACUGGGGUCUUCAAACGGUGCCUGUCUUUUUGCAAAAAUAUUCCUUGUUUCUUGACUCUGACCUGAUUGACUCUGGUCCAUCCUCAGAGACACCCCCAACACCCAAUAAAGCAGA